Messenger RNA from Peronospora matthiolae, 174 nucleotides. Lineage: Eukaryota; Oomycota; Peronosporomycetes; Peronosporales; Peronosporaceae. The record is from the annotation of a GenBank genome assembly.
AUGGAAAUGCAACUGGGACUUAGAGCAGUUGUUACACCUGCUACCGGGAACUGCUUUGCCAUGUCGAUUGUUCAAGCGGCGAUGGACGCCAACUUGGAUGACCCAGGAAGGUCGCUUGAACACCUGACGGCCUACCUGAAACGCGGCAUUUAUCGGAGCUACACAGCUCUUUAA